AUGCCAAAAGAACUUGCACCAGCUAAAAUCGAAACAACAAUCCAUCUCCAAAAGGCUGUUCAUGGCACAACACGCAGAUUCCGCGCUGAGAGAGCCAUCAAGGUUAUCGCCGCUGCUGCUAAGAAGAUGAUGCACACAGAUGUUGUUAAGAUCGACCCAGAGCUUAACUCCCGCAUCUGGAUCCACGGCAAGAACUGCCCACCAACCCGCGUUCGCGUUGUUUUCGAGCGCAAGGCUGACGAGGAAGAUGCUGAGAAGAUGGUCACAAUCGCUUCCUACAAGAAUGUUGCUACAUUCAAUGGCCUCCAGACAACAAAGGUUGUUGAUCAGUAA
This is a messenger RNA of Trichomonas vaginalis G3, 333 nucleotides long. Its product is annotated as structural constituent of ribosome. Gene Ontology annotation, cellular component: cytosolic large ribosomal subunit; ribosome. The record is from RefSeq and is a predicted model, not a curated record. The coding region runs from base 1 to 333 and encodes 110 amino acids. Gene Ontology annotation, molecular function: structural constituent of ribosome. Gene Ontology annotation, biological process: cytoplasmic translation. NCBI's taxonomy places the organism in Eukaryota, Parabasalia, Trichomonadida, Trichomonadidae. The transcript has a single exon.